AGAGUCUCAGGGUGCGGGCGGCCGUUACAACGGUUGGGACUGAAGGGAGAGGCGCGCGGGGCGGCCGGAUCAGGGAUAUGAAGGUCAUCACUUGCGAGAUAGCGUGGCACAACAAGGAGCCUGUGUACAGCUUGGACUUCCAGCACGGAACUGAUGGGAAGAUCAACCGACUGGCCUCUGCGGGUGUGGAUACGGCCGUCCGGAUCUGGAAAGUGGAAAAAGGACCGGAUGGAAAAGCUAUUGUGGAAUUCUUGUCCAAUCUUGCCCGCCAUACCAAAGCAGUAAAUGUCGUGCGCUUCUCUCCCAGUGGUGAAGUCCUCGCAUCUGGCGGAGAUGAUGCUGUUAUUUUAUUAUGGAAGCUGAAUGAUAGCAAAGAAUUGGAACCACUAGCUUUUCAGGAUGAAGAUGAAGCUCAGCUUAACAAGGAGAACUGGACAGUUGUUAAAUCUUUAAGAGGCCACUUAGAAGAUGUGUAUGAUAUCUGUUGGACCUCAGAUGGGAAUUACAUGGCAUCUGCCUCUGUAGAUAACACGGCUAUCAUGUGGGAUGUCAUUAAAGGACAGAAGGUUUCAAUAUUAAAUGAACACAAGAGUUAUGUCCAAGGAAUAACCUGGGAUCCUCUAGGCCAGUACAUUGCAACUCUGAGUUGUGAUAGGGUUCUGAGGGUAUACAACACACAAACCAAGCGUGUGGCAUUCAAUGUUACCAAGAUGCCGUCUGAGUCAGGAGCUGAAGGAGAGGCUAGGAGCUAUCGGAUGUUUCAUGAUGACAGCAUGAAGUCAUUUUUCCGCAGACUCAGUUUUACUCCUGAUGGUUCCUUACUGCUCACUCCAGCUGGCUGUGUUGAAUCAGGAGAAAAUGUGACAAACACCACGUAUGUUUUCUCCAGAAAUAAUCUUAAAAGGCCCAUGGGUCAUCUGCCCUGUCCGGGAAAGGCAACUUUGGCUGUUCGCUGCUGCCCAGUCUACUUUGAGUUGAGAAGAGCACUUAAUAAAGAUGAAAUCAGUCAGAAAUCAUCGCCCGCUCUAUUGAAUCUACCCUAUCGAUUGGUGUUUGCUGUUGCUUCAGAAGAUUCUGUGCUUUUUUAUGAUACUGAGCAGUCUUUCCCUUUUGGUUAUGUUUCUAACAUACAUUAUCACACCCUCAGUGACAUUUCAUGGUCCAGCGAUGGAGCCUUUCUUGCUAUUUCUUCUACGGACGGUUAUUGUUCGUUUGUUACCUUUGAGAAGGAUGAGCUGGGAAUACCACUGAAGGAAAAGCCUCAAAUAAAUGUCAGGACUUCCGGUGCAACAGAGAAGAAAGUGAAGAAGAGUCAACCACACAAAGUCAUUUCCCCAAGCUCAAGGCUGUCAGAGGGGACUCCUCUGAGCACUCCCACUCUCCAACCUAAAACGCCUGUAGCUGCUGCUAAGGACUUGCCUUUCACACCUGUUGGCAUAAAAAAUGUUCCAGUCUCAUCUUCAGAGGAGAGGAAAAUCAGCCAGCCAGCCAGCCAGAGUACUAAAGGAAACCAGCCCAGGAGGAUUACUCUCAACACUUUACAAGCGUGGAGCAAGACGCCAAGGAGAAUAAACUUGAUAUCACUGAAGCCAGAAACACCGGCCUCAGUAUAUACAGACACAGUUCCUGUACCUCCUUCCUCAGAACAGGAACAUGAGAGGCCAUUACCAUCUGAUGACAGUCUUCAAAAUUCCCCAGCGUCUAAACGUCCUAGAACUGAGGAAAUGCCUCUUUCUGUGUCUGCUGAAGAUCAGAUCGGCUGCAAACCAAACAAAUAACAACUGGUUUCUUAGUAGACUCUUCAAUCUGAACGCAAUGCGGCCGCACGUGAGAGCUCAUUUCCUUCUGCAAAUGAUAAAUCCUCAAUUCCUGAUUGAAGUACUGUAUGAGUAUUUGACACAGUGCUGUGAGUAAGCUGGCAGUAGCAGACAGUUUUCAGGAAUGUAGCUUUACAGAAGAGGAAAUAAUUCUGAAGUGUCUUCAAAGUGUAGUUCUAUUUCUUGAAGACAGCUUUCUUCGAUGCUACAGUUCAAGGAAAUCAUGCAAAUCUGGCUAUCAAAAAGCCAUACAGUAACCUGAGUGUUUCCAUCUGAAUUCCCUGAGUUGAUGUUUAUAAUGUAUCGUCCUCCAGCGAUCUGUCUGGCAAGUAAAUAGAAUUUCUAAGGAAUUGGGUUCAUUUUGAUUUGAUGUUGCUUAAGAAAAACAGAAGAAACAGAAUACCUGAAACUGUUUCACUAGGGCAGCUUGGCUUAUACAUUGUAGCAAUGUGCUAAAUAAUCAGUGCUCUCCUGUACCUGUGGAAUGGAAGCAAACCUUCAUAUGCUCUGAAUGUGGCAGCAUGAUACUGAAAUAGAAAUCAGAAGCUAGAACUGCAAAAAACAAGAAAGCAGAAGGAAGACAUUUUCUGAAGACCUGUUAUAAGCAUUAAGCAGUGGAAGAAAGUUCUUCACUGAACAAGGAGGUUUCUGUAUUUACAAAAAUGCAGACGUGAGAUUUUCCUGAGGCACCAAGAUUUGAAUUUAUACAUAAAAAGUGCACAAAAAGCUUUCCCCGGUUCUUUUUUAUAACUAAAAUUGUUUUGGCCAAUAAAAUAAAACAUGAAUCCAAUGUACGUUACACUUUUAAAAGCUGAUUUGUUUAAUAUUUCCUAUAAUUAAACUAUGAUCUAUGAUUGGAAACCA
Messenger RNA from Meleagris gallopavo (turkey), 2681 nucleotides. RefSeq names its product chromatin assembly factor 1 subunit B (gene CHAF1B). Gene Ontology annotation, biological process: nucleosome assembly; DNA replication-dependent chromatin assembly. Lineage: Eukaryota; Metazoa; Chordata; Aves; Galliformes; Phasianidae. The record is from RefSeq and is a predicted model, not a curated record. Gene Ontology annotation, cellular component: CAF-1 complex; nucleus. Gene Ontology annotation, molecular function: protein binding.